Messenger RNA from Didymodactylos carnosus, 777 nucleotides. The record is from the annotation of a GenBank genome assembly. Lineage: Eukaryota; Metazoa; Rotifera; Eurotatoria; Philodinida; Philodinidae.
AUGCAAACAUUGCUUCUCCAAGCAUUUCUAUGUCAAGAUCAAGCCGCAGCGAGUAUUUCUUUAGCUCGUGCAACAAUAAUCGAACGACGAAUCAAACAUACCAUAGUUCAUAUGAGAGAAAGAUUAGAUGAAGCUCGAUUUGAACCAUCGAGAUUUUUUCAAUGGUUAUUCAAUCGAAAACGAAGGCAUAUUAUUAAUUUGACGAUUGAAGAUGAAGUAGAUUUCGUCAUAACAUUCAUGUUUCAAGUCUGUUCUCUACAAUCCAUGGUCAAAGAAUGUCCACUCAAUCAAUAUCAUAAUGAUCUUAUUGAAGAACUUCAACCGCAUAUUUCUCAAUUCCUUUCUUCUCAAUCAAAAGUGAUCUCUGGCCUGGUUUCUCCUUCAUCGAUAGCUCGAGAGAUAUUUAUUGAUCAUCUAACAGAUCUUCAGACCGCACUCAAUUCACUACAGUCAGCUUAUAAACACGCUCGUCUUCAUCAUAUCGAAGAAGUACUUCGCACUAAAAUUCCAACUCCAUCCGAAGAUCAUUUGUCGCAUGUAUUUUUCUUUUUUCAACUUUAUACGAUUGCUCGAUUAUUAAUCCAAGCCACGGCUAUCUAUUCUCCAGAAAAAAAAUUCAAAGUGAUCGAACUAAAAAAAUCCUUUAAAGAUUUCUUUGAAUUUCGUUUCGAUUGGUCACGAAUCUUAUCGGCACUUAAAAGUAUGCUAAUCCCUGGAGUGGGUUCGAUUUUUGUGAUGGUUCCAACGCUGGUCAAUGCAUUUGCCGAUGGACAAUGA